AGGAACACGAAGGGGGGAACUGAAAGUGCUCGUGGCUUCGCGUUUUCUGAAUGGCCAAAACACUCUGCCUCUCUCUACUACUCUUCAUGGCGGCGGUGGCGACGUCGAUCGCCGCCACAGAAAACAACUUCACUUCCGGCGGGCUGUUAUGGUCCACUGCCACGGAAGAAUCCGAUCUGGCCCCGCCGGAAGAUUCAAACUCCGACGGCGGGUUUUCUUCACUCGACGGCAUGUUGCAGUGGGCUAUAAGUCAUUCUGAUCCCGAAAAGUUAAAGGAAUCAGCAGAAGCUCAGCAACAGCUUUCACCGAGUGAGCUACAAAAACGUCAAUUGGAAAUCAAGGAAAUAAUGGAGAAGAUAAAGAUGCCUUCGGAUGCUGAAUUGAUGAAAAUCGCAAUUAGUGAUUUGAAUAAUGUGAGUACGUCUUUGGAAGAUAGGUUACGUGCUUUACAGGAGCUUCUUGAGCUUGUUGAGCCAAUAGAUAAUGCAAAUGAUUUAAACAAACUUGGGGGCCUUUUUGCUGUUGCACAAGAACUUAAUCACUCUGAUCCAGGUAUAAGGACAGUUGCUGCAUGGGUUCUUGGAAAAGCUUGUCAAAAUAAUCCAAUUGUUCAGCAGCAGAUAUUGGAACUUGGUGUACUCUCUAGGCUGAUCAAAAUGGUAAAAUCUCAUUCUAUUGAAGAAGCCAAUAAAGCACUGUAUGCUGUUUCAGCUUUGAUUCGGAAUAAUUUAGCUAGUCAGGAUUUGUUCUAUGCUGAAGCUGGAGGAUGGAUGCUUCAGGAUAUUUUGAGCAAUGCAACUCUCAAUAUCAGACUACGCAGGAAAGCUGUACUUUUAUUGGCUGAUCUAGCAGAGUAUCAAUUAGAAAAUGUAGACAGUGACGAACUGCCAUUUUUUAAUGACCAGGAUCUAUUGAAGUCUGUGGUUGAUUUAACUGCAUCAACCGACCUUGAUCUCCAGGAAAAGCAGGCCCUUGUUGCGAUUAAGAAUCUCUUGCAACUAAGGACCACUGAAGCCCGGAUCUUUAGGGACUUCUGUGCCUUAGGUGAUGCACUGAAUAGAAUGAAGCUGUCGUUGCAUGAUUUGAUGGUGGAUGAGUAUCAGAAAGACUAUGUGAUGGAUGUGGAAAGUCUUCGUGUUGAAGUAGAACACAUUUUCCAUAGAAAGCUGGUAAAAUAAUGAUGAGAUGACAUCCCCUUAAGGUGCUGAUUUUGUAUCAUUAUCUAGUUUCUAGAGAUUACUUUUCUCACAAUUUUGAUGCUGCUGUAGGUAGACGUUUGAGAAAUGGAUGUUAGAUGCAUUAAUAUUAAUUUUAUAGUGUACAGUACAGGUUAUUCCCCAUCAAUUUACUAGAAUUUGGUGAUAUUUGAUUUAAAUGUAUUCGGUUAGAUUUUAUUUUGUAUAAAAUUUGAGUUAACAGAUAUCUUUUAUUAAGUAAAGAAGCAUAAACUUAAAUAAAUACUUUAUAAGAUAAAUUUGUUGAUGUGUGUGUGUGUGUGUGUGAUAUAUAUAUAUAUAUAUAGAGAGAGAGAGAGGGGGGGGGGAUCAUGUUAUUAAGAUUAACUUGAUCACAAAAACUCAUUAUCAACGGUAACUUAUUCUUUAUAAAUAAUAAAUUUUGUCUAUACAAUUGCUGAAUUAAAAGAUUUUAUUCAGUAGAUUGAAAAACUCAUCCAAGUCAAAAGUUAAUUAACAUUUCAUCAAGUGACUUAAUGUAACAUAUUAACAUUUCAUACAAGUCAAAAGUUAAUUAACAUUUCAUCACUUUAUGUACAAUGUAACAUAUAAUAUAUUUUUUUAAUUAACAUUUCGUCAUUUCCUCUUAAAAAAAUGAUAAUUUGAGAAAACAUACACCCCAAUUAUCAUUUUUAAUAAGAGGAAAUAAGAGAGUGAGAGAUAUAAAUUUGAAUUGUAAAACCAUACACGGAUGUUAUAAGAUUGGAGAAGUUACAUAAUCACUUUAAAAGAUAGUGACUUUUUAAUAAUUUUACAUGACUUGUAUGUUUCAAUCUUGAUUAUUCAUGAUGAGAUAUAAUAAUUAAAUUUUGUUCCUCUUCCUUACAUGAAAAAAGGCUCUCUCACUAGAAAAGGAAGGAAGUAAACAACUAGUUGAUGAUACAUUGUACAAAUAGAUCAUGGGAUCAUUAAGGUUCCUAUGCAAUUCUAAAUUUGAUUUGGCCAAUAGUGUUGACUUGGUGAGCAUAUUCUUUGAAGCCUCACCUCAUUGUUGUCCAGAGGAUUCUAAGGUAUAUAUUAAGGACAUUGGAUUCUAUGGUAUACAUUGGAUUUUCGGAUUUUGAUGUUAUGUUCCCUAAUAUUAAACAAUGUACAAAGCAGAAAUUAUAGGCUUUUCGGAUUCAGAUUGGUGUGAAGACAAAGACAACCACAAGAGCACUGCAAGUUAUAUUUUCAUGUUGAUAAAACACCAAUCUCAUGGAGUUCUAAGAAACAAAGUGUGGUAGCAUUAUCCUCUUGUGAAGCAUAAUAUAUUUUUGUAUCUUUGGGAGCAUACCAGGCUUUAUGGCUUGAAGUAUUGCUUUAGGAGAUGAAUCUAAGUAAGGAGCUCACCACCUAUGAAGUUACUAAUUAACAAUACAUCAACAAUUAACUUGGCUAAGCAUCCUGUUAGUCAUAGCAAAAGAAAGCAUAUUGAAAUAAGGUUCCAUUUUCUACAAUAUCAAGUCAACAAAUGUAAGCUUAAAUUGGAGUACUGCAAGUCAGAAGAGUAGAUUGUUUAUAUACUGACUAAACUUUUGAAGAUUGGUAGAUUUAAUGAGCUUAAAAACAAGCUGAGAAUGUCUUUAGCUUAUUCAAAUUAAGAGUUGUGUUGGUGUAUAAUUCAAGUUAAUUAUUGAGUUGGUUGAUAGUUAAAAGUUGUUGGUAGUUACUAUUAAUGCAAACAACUAAAAAAAUUGGCUUUCUCUAAACAACCCUAAAUAUGUCUAUUUUAUUCUUGGCUGUAAGAUGUCUAGGAUCGUGUAUCAC
Molecule: messenger RNA, 2984 nt
Organism: Abrus precatorius (Indian licorice)
Lineage: Eukaryota; Viridiplantae; Streptophyta; Magnoliopsida; Fabales; Fabaceae
Product: hsp70 nucleotide exchange factor FES1
Exons: 7
Coding region: 51-1178 (375 amino acids)
Source: RefSeq, a predicted model, not a curated record